UACGCACUGGCUCCUCCGCGCUCCGCCUCUGCAGAAGCACCGCCUCUCCCGGGGGGGGGGGAUUUCCCACCGCUCCCCCCCCCCGUCUCCGGAGCCGUGCGGGCCGGUUCCCCCGCGCUCACCUGGAUGGGGGUCCCUCCGCCCUCCACCUGCCGGAGCCCCGGCGCGAAGAGGAGGCGCGCGCGGAUGGGUCCCCUUGGAGAGACCCGCGCCAGGCUGCGGGCGCUGCGUAAAUGCCCUCGCUCGUGGGCCUUGGGCCCGCCCUGUGCGCCAAAAACCGCGCUUUGCGAGCCGCGCAGGGGACCCGCCGCGCUUGCAAGGAGGCGCCCAACCGCAGGCCCGGACGAGCCCGCCUUCCUGCCUGCCCGCCCGCCAACGCCGGCAGCCUAGAAGGGGCCUCCCUUCCUUCCCUGCGAAUUGGGGAAGGGGCUUCUCGGGGGCUGUUUGCAAGAGUUUCUGGCUGGGCCUUAUCUUGAAUUCUCCAAACCACCAUGCCUGGUGAGAGUGACUGCAAGGACAGGAAACUUGAGAAAGCCGAGAGGGAUGGUGCUUCUGAGUUCGUUGUCCGGACCCGCAAAAGAAAAGCUGAUGUCGUCGUAUUUUUACAAGAUCCAGAUGAAGAUAUUCCCAGUAUAAAUACAACCGACAGGAAAUCAAAUGAAAAUCAGUCGAAUUAUGCCGCGUGUCCUUAUUCGCACUUGCUGAUCCCUACACCAGAAAAAGAUGAAGAACUUGAGAAUGCAAACAACUUCACAACUUCGAGGCAUCACAGGGUGGUUUUGGCUAAGGAGACACCGUUGCCUGUCUUGGGUUGGGCAGAUAGAGAUGAACUCUGGCAAAACAUGCUCAAUAAGGAACAGAAGUACGCAAGAGAUAAACUUUAUAUGGAAAAGCAUCCGCUCUUGGAACCUAAAAUGCGAGUAAUUCUCCUAGAUUGGCUAAUGGAGGUGUGUGAGGUCCACAGACUUCACAGAGAGACGUUUUAUUUAGCUCAGGAUUUCUUUGAUCGGUUCAUGGCAACACAACAGAAUGUUGUCAAGACGCUCCUUCAGCUAAUUGGGAUAUCGUCUUUAUUUAUUGCUGCUAAACUGGAGGAGAUCUACCCGCCAAAGCUUCAUCAAUUCGCCUAUGUCACUGAUGGUGCUUGCACAGAAGAUGACAUUAUUAGCAUGGAACUCAUUAUUAUGAAGGCACUGAAAUGGAACCUGAGUCCCCUGACGAUUGUGUCCUGGCUAAAUAUAUACAUGCAGGUCGCCUAUCUAAAUGAGAUUUGUGAGAUGCUGCUGCCCCAGUAUUCUCAAGAGAUAUUCGUGCAAGUAGCAGAGCUUUUGGACCUGUGUGUCCUUGAUGUGGGCUGUUUGGAGCACACCUACGGAGUCCUGGCUGCUUCAGCGUUGUAUCAUUUCUCCUCUCGCGAGUUGAUGCAGCGGGUUUCGGGAUAUGAACUGAGCGACAUUGAGAAGUGUGUGAAAUGGAUGGUCCCCUUUGCGAUGGCUAUCAAGGAAGUGGGGAGUUCAGUGCUGAAGCACUUCAGAGGAGUCCCUGCUGAAGAUUUGCACAAUAUACAAACGCACAUAAACACCUUCGACUUGCUGGACAAAGCUCGAGCCAAACAAGCUAUGUUAGCUGAGAAGAACAGAUGUUCUCCUUUGCCCGCAGGUGUGCUUACCCCACCUCAAAGCAGCAAGAAACUCUCUCGGACCUCAAAAUAGCUAAAGCUAUGGAAGCUGCUCCUUCUCCUGACCGGCUGCUUUUUAAAAAACACAACUCCCUGCUCCUAUAUUUUUAUUUUCACACGCCUGCAUUUUUGCGUGAUGCUGCCAAUGACUCCAGAUUAAUGCUAGAAUUUUGGGGAGGGGGGUGGAGGAGGAAAUUCUUUAUGUAUUUUUAUGGAAGAAACCGGCCAGAUUUUGAAAACUGGGUGGUUGUUGUUUUUUUCCUUUUCUUUUUAAUGGAAUGUCUGUCUUUAAAUGAACUCUUCGAAUAUACCAGCCGCCCCUCAAACGGGGGAUGUGCUUGGAUUGCUGCUAAGGAAAGAGUUGUUUUUGAUCGAAAAGAAAGAGGUUUGCGAAGCCCCAACAAUGCGCUGGUUGCAGUUAGCCAUGAAAGGCAAGCCUCUUUGCAGGCUUGAGUUUGAGUUUUGAGCCUGAUUUUGA
Molecule: messenger RNA, 2156 nt
Organism: Ahaetulla prasina
Lineage: Eukaryota; Metazoa; Chordata; Lepidosauria; Squamata; Colubridae
Gene: CCNE1
Product: cyclin E1
Exons: 12
Coding region: 492-1712 (406 amino acids)
Biological process (GO): regulation of cyclin-dependent protein serine/threonine kinase activity; G1/S transition of mitotic cell cycle
Cellular component (GO): centrosome; cyclin E1-CDK2 complex; nucleus
Molecular function (GO): cyclin-dependent protein serine/threonine kinase regulator activity
Source: RefSeq, a predicted model, not a curated record